AUGCUACACAUAGCCAAAGGUCGUGGCUUAGCGCGAAUCUUCAGCCGACGCUUCGCGACGGCUCAAGAUCGCGACGAUUUCCGACUACAGGAGUAUUCUCAGAAAUACCUUGGCUAUAGAAAGGCGGCUUUCACUGAAAAACUGGAAUUGAUCGACUCUUCCAAGAUGGCCGCUGUCCCGAUUUACCGUGUCACCGACGGUCUCGGCAAUUUCAUCGACGAGUCACAGGAUCCCAAUUUUGGAAAGGAAAAGUCCGUGAGAAUUUACGAGACGAUGACGCAAUUGAACAUUAUGGAUCGAAUUCUUUACGAUUCGCAGCGCCAAGGGCGAAUCUCGUUCUACAUGACUAACUUUGGGGAAGAGGGUAACCACGUCGGAUCUGCUGCUGCUUUGGAGAGUCAAGAUUUGGUUUAUGGGCAGUAUCGCGAGGUCGGUGUCCUGAUGUGGCGCGGCUUCCCACUAGAGCAAUUUAUGCACCAAUGCUACGGAAAUAGUAUGGAUAUUGGCAAAGGCAAGCAGAUGCCAGUGCACUAUGGUUCCAAGGAACACAAUUUCGUGACGAUCUCUAGUCCGUUGACUACGCAAUUGCCUCAGGCUGUCGGAAGCGCAUAUGCUUUUAAACGACAACCCAACAAUGAUCGAGUCGUUUGCGUCUAUUUUGGUGAUGGAGCAGCUUCUGAGGGCGAUGCACAUGCUGCGUUCAACUUUGCUGCAACUUUGGAUUGCCCGAUAAUUUUCUUCUGCCGCAACAAUGGCUACGCGAUUUCCACACCUACUUCCGAACAGUAUGCUGGCGAUGGAAUCGCAGGAAAAGGUCCCGGCUAUGGUUUGCACACCAUUCGCGUGGACGGAAACGAUUUGUUUGCGGUCUACAAUGCGACGAGAGAGGCGCGACGGGUGGCUUUGACCAACAAAGCUGUGAUCAUUGAGGCGAUGACUUAUCGUCUCGGCCAUCACUCGACUUCUGAUGACUCUACCGCAUACAGGUCGGCAGAAGAAGUGCAGACAUGGGGUGACAAAGAUCAUCCGAUCGAGCGCUUCAAGUCGUAUUUGCUGAGAAAGGGAUGGUGGUCUGAUGAGCGGGAGAAGGAAUGGCAGAAGGAAGUUCGAACCAAGGUCCUCAAGGCCUUCGGAGAUGCGGAGAAGACGAAACUCGCCCACUACCACGAGCUGUUUGAGGGUGUUUAUGAUGAGCUGCCCAUCAUCCUCAAAAAACAACGCGCGGAAUUGGACGAACACUUGGCCGAAUACGGAGACCGAUAUCCCAUCGAUCGUUGCCUGAAGAAGGAC
Molecule: messenger RNA, 1290 nt
Organism: Mesorhabditis spiculigera
Lineage: Eukaryota; Metazoa; Nematoda; Chromadorea; Rhabditida; Rhabditidae
Source: the annotation of a GenBank genome assembly